This is a messenger RNA of Styela clava, 1007 nucleotides long. The record is from RefSeq and is a predicted model, not a curated record. Lineage: Eukaryota; Metazoa; Chordata; Ascidiacea; Stolidobranchia; Styelidae.
UAUAAAGCCACUCUUUGUAGGGCAGGACAACACAACAAGCCGAAGAGCAAAGGCAAACUGUUUGAAAGAAACGAGAAUAAACAAAAUCUUCAAAGAAAAAUGCGUCUGAAAGUUGCAGCUAUUCUCUUUGUCGCACUCUCUCUCCUACUGGUGGAGGAGUCUCAUGGCUGGAAGAAAAUCAAAAGAAUCUUUCGACGAGUAGGAAAAAUAAUUAGGAAGGGUGUGAGCAUCUACAAAAAAGUUAGAAAGAAUCCCUUGGGCCACAUUGCAAUAGAAGCGGGCAAAAAAUAUCUCAGACCUUUCUGGAACAACAAAGAAGAAAUUAGUAAGCUGAGAGAGCUCAGAGAGAAGGACGAAGAAGCCUAUAAAAACGCAAUGUCCAUGAUCGCUAAUGAAAUUGCGACAGAAUCUGGAGAUGGUGAAGCUCAGAUCAUGAUGGAAAUGUUGGACGAACUUGCCAGCAUGCCUGACGAGGAAUUCAACCAAUUCAUGACUGAGCAAGAACUCGAACAAAUUGCAGACUCUGAUGAGCUGCUGUUAUCACAUCAGUAAAAUGGAGUUUCCUGACGGACAGACCGACAAACCGACACCCAGUUAUUAAUUUUAUGCUUCAGUUUUUUUAUUGUUGCAUACAGAUAUCGCAGAUUUAAAAAACCAAAAAAAAAUAAUAAAAGUGGCGCCAUCGUAAUUUGUAACUGUAUUUUAUCUUUUCUUGCUUGAGUGAUAAUCGAGAUACUUUUAACACAAGGGGGUGCAGGUGCGGAUCAGAAGUGGAAAAUGUGCAGCCGCGAAGAAAUGCUAAUUUUGAAUGGUGUGCAGUGUGCAUUGCGCAGCCCGAGUAACGAGAUUUUAAUUUAGUUAAAUCUAGUAAUUCCAAUCCCUUUACGUUCAAAGCCCAUGCCCGAGUUCAACGUAAUAUCUAUGCUUAUAACAUGGGCCUUCAGUAUUAAAGAUUGCACAUUCCUACUUUAACAGAGCGUAAAUUUACCAAACUCUCAACCAGUGUU